GAGAUCUGGGACUAUACCCCUUCAAGUCCCCCCAGUCUAGUGUUGUUUCCUCAUGCAAGUUGCAUGUGGGAGGAAUACUAGACUAUGAGGUCGAUUGGGUACUUUAGAAGUUGGAGAAGAUUCUAGGCCAUGCUGAUGGCUCCUGCUUCAAGUAAAUCACGCUGGGGAUCCGUACCGGUGAGCAAGUUCCGUCUGAUGCGGAAUUCUCAGCCGAGGGUUUUCCGGUAGUAUGGUCUACCUUUUUCUGAUGUCAUCAAGGUUGGUUGCCACCUGUUGGUGUGUCGAACCAACCUUUGAGAUUGUGACUGAAGAUGUCAGUGGCCGCAACUCUAGUUGUAACCUCUGCGGUAGCGGAUGCAAUGUUGUAAGUGUCUUGCUCUCGCUUUAUGUUUAUCAACUGGAUAUGUAACGAUGAUCCCUAUUUUGUGGGGUAUUCGUGUCCUUCCAGUUUAGCUCUCAAGUAACCACACGUCCUUUGCGGUUACCUCGUUCUUUUACAUUGUUGGCCAUGUUUGGUCGAACAAUAUGGAGAUCUUGUGUCGUUGUUGGCCAUGUUUGGUCGAACAAUGUGAAUCGUUCUCUUGAACCAUGGGCAAAUAAACAUGGUCAUAGGCAUGGUAGUGCCCACCAUUGUUUAUUCUAUGUAGUCCGUAGGUGGGCAAACAAAGUCAUAAGCAGACUUGUUACCACUGUUGCUUGGCUUGUUGCUCAAGGAGAUCACCUUAGAUACUUGGGAAUCUGGGUGGAACUCGUCCGCAUUUGUUUUGUAGCCACUUUCCUUCACGCUUAGUUGGAAAGCAAUUUUCCUGGAAGUAGCUUUGUGAUGACUUAGGCGUGGCUCUUCCGUAGCUACUGUUCGCGUAGUUACGUUUCGCCGUAGCUACUCAUGAGUGUCUGCGGUUUGUCGCAUAAGACUUGCUUUAAAAGAGUAUUCCAGUUUGUUGUAGCUCUUGAAAGAUCAUGAGUCAGGGUUGCUGAUGUGCGGUCGCUCAUCGUACUUAUCUUUUUCCCUACGGAGAAGCUGUUUGCGUUCCCUCUGUGGUUAUGAACUGGACACGAGGGAUUUGAAGCUUGAAGAACUUCAAGGUAAUGCGGCUUUGCUGUUCCCGAGUAGCGGUUUUCGCAGUCCAAAGAACAACGCUGGUUCUGAGUAUCUGACACACCUGUGCGGGCUCGUGUGUGUCAUCUCUGCAUAUUCCACGUGUGCUCGUGGGUAUAUGCGGAUAUUGGUUAUUCCCCUUUACAUAGUGUAAAUAUACAUUUUCUAUUUUUUUGAGGGGAUGUAAAAAAUGACAUGCGGUCUAGGUUAUGGUUUGAGAAACCAUAAAAAACCGCAUGCCGCGUACAUGAGAGUUCUCUUCAUUUGUAGCUUUUGUAAACUUUGUAGACCGUACGUGCGGGUUGGUGAAAGUUGGUGGGAUCUGCCUGGCAUGUGCUGAAAUGAAAGGACGUUUGCACUGCCCAAGGCAAUCACUGCACUGCAGCAGAAGGUGAAAAGUUAAGUAAUGUCAGGAGCGUGAACGGCCACGCGCGCGUGGUAACCGUCAGCGGAACCGUCGCUGUACAAGUGGCGUCACAUGAGUCGUUCCUUUUUUGCACGACGUUUCGGUUACUGUACAGCAUUAAUUGCGAUGAGUAUAAAAGGGGAAAUCGUUUGGGGUUUCCCCUCACUUCUUCGAAAAUUCAAAAAAUUUUCCGGCCAAGAGUGAGUGAAAAAACCUUCGUCUUCUUCGAUAAAUCAUUUGUUUUAUCGGUGAGGUUUCUUCGAAAUUCCUGACUUUACCAUACAUUCUCUUUCUUCUUUUUCAUGAUGGCUGAACCAUCUAAUCCCUAUUCUACUCCUGGUGAGAAUCCUGAACCUUCGUCGCCGGUGGCGGCGGAGGAGGAGGAGGGUGAUGCUCUCGGCGGAGGCUUGUCGGUUCUGAAAUGGUCGAAAGCUUCGUUCGACAAUCUGAUGAUGGAUGUUCAGAUGCCACAAGAGUAUGGUGCCAUCCAUCCACAAGAGGGUGAUACCGCCGCCGAUGCUCCGGCGGGGUAUGUCAUUAUGUUGGCUGAUUUCUUCGGCGUUUGUAACCUCCGGUUACUGCUGACUGUGUUCUUUGCUGAGGUUCUGGAGUGGUAUAAACUCCACAUUUCUUAACUGAGCCCUUUCGGAAUGAUUCGGGUUCGAAAUUUCGAGUACACGUUUCGUGCUCUUGGUAUAGAACCCACCGUCGGAGACUUCCGGCGGUUCUAUCAGAUGAUAGUGUCAAUGGGUUUCUUCUUCUUCCGUCAAAGGGACGGUAGCUCUAAGUUGAUGGUCCCACCAAAGGGUUUGAUAAAAUGGAAGACAAAGUUCUUCUACAUCAAGGCUGCUGCGGUUACUGCCAAGUUGACCUUUAGGAACGUGACGGACACGAUCAUAACGGAGACCAUUAUUGUCCCUCUAGUGGAUACGGUGGACUUGUUCCCGCGGUUGCGGAUCAUUGGGUGGAAAAAACUGAGUAAUUCGCAGUUGUGGGUGUUGCGGAUGAUGUUGGGGAGAAUGAGCAGGAAAGCAAGGCCGGUCGUGCGAGAGAAAAGUGGUGGUAAGUAUAUUUCCUCCUGUGCGGUUUCUUGCUUUCUUAUCUUUGUUACUGAGAUUUUGUAAAUGUACUAUCAGAGGAUGCUCCCCUUUGGAGAAUGUUUGACCCAAAGUUUAAGGGUAACGUUGAGGUUUUGGCUUGUGCGGAUGAUGAGGACGGGUUUAAUGUCACCAUUAGCGGCAAUUUCCGGGUGCCUCAUAAGGCCGCACUGGAUGCAGAGUUGCCGCAAGGCAAAGGUAUAGUAGAUAUACUUUCCUUACUUGUUUUGUAAAUAAGUUGGCCUUGCUGAUUGCUUGUUGAUGAGUGAAAUGCAUGUGAUCUUGGGGCUUUGGGAGACCCUGAUGCGACAGGUGUUCCCAAAAAGCAUGUGGAGAAAGGCGUGAGGAUUCGCAAACCGAAGAAAACGCAUGAGCCGGCUGUUGUUCCUCCUUUGGUGUCGCAGGUGGCAGGUAUAUCUCGUACUCGUUUACGCAGCUACAACAAUUACGUGGUAGUGUCUGACACCCUUGAGGGUUUGGGUGUUCUAGGUGGUGGUGCUGCUGCAAGUGGGUCCUCUACAGGUUCUAAACCUGCUGAUGAGAAGAAGCGGAAGGUAGAUGUCGCUGGUGCUGGUGAGCAGAAACGUCCGAAGUUGAGAAGGACUCAGACGGCUGCUAUCUCGCAGCCAAAGCCUGCGGUUGUGACUGGUAAGUUGACCAUAUGUUUACAAGUGUUUGUCAUUUUAGCUUGUAACUUAUGGUUGUUUUUUGCGUUGUUGUAGAACCGCGUUAGAAGACUUUUUCCUUUUUGACGCUCGUUUUUCUCCCCCGUGAGACGCGGAUGUGGACAUGGGAGUCAAUAAGGAGUUCAAAAGAAGUCCUUCUAUCGAAGUAGUUACUCCGCCAUCUGCGCAUGCGGAGUAUACUGGGAAGAAGGCCGCGGGUCAGACCAUCUUUGAUACGGUGGAUUCAUCUGACAAUUUGAUUGAGCCGCGUGAUAUUGAUGUUGAGGGGGGGGGGGAUAAUCUGAAGUCCCCUGAUGCUGAGAAGCCAAAAUCCCCUGCUGUCGAGAAGGUUUCUGGUUCUACCUUCGCAGGUACGGGCUUUGAAGAACCGUCCAUUCAGCCUGGUGAGACUGAAUUGGAGUUUUAUUACCGUUCUUACACGGAAAAUCGGGGUGUGAACUACCAUCGUCCUCUUGGACUGUUAUGCAAGGGGAUGAUAUUUCGAACGAUCCCUCCGCUUGUAGGGAUAUCUUGAGUGGUUUGGGCACCCCGUUUGACGUUCUUUGUGCCCGUGGUCUAUCUCAUGAGAACCGGAUAAACCAGAUCUCUUCCAUGCUUGUUGGAAGCUCUAUAAUGGCGAAUGCGAUUAUAGAGGAUUACAGGGUCCUUGGCCACAAGGAAGAGGAAACCAUUCGCCUGCGGGUUGAGGCUGAGGCAAUGGCGAAAGUUGCUCGUGAAGGUGUGGAGCAGCUUGAAAGAGAGAAAGCUGCUUUUGAGAAGCUAAAGCAGACCGAAACUUGGGUUGCGACUGCUAGCCUUAAACAGGUUCGUACUCUUGCCAAAUUGCUUUCUGAUGAGCACAAGGGUUGGAGGGAAGCUUGCGCUCGAGAAAAUGAAAAACUUUUCCGUGUUCGUCAGGAGCUAACCAAUCUCAAGGCGGCGAAUGCUGCUUUGAUGAAGGAGAAGGCCGUAGCUGAAGCGGCUGCCAAAGAGGCAAAAGAAGCGGAGGCACGCGGUGCCAAGGCUCUUGAAGCGGCGGAUGCUGACCGCAACAAUUUAAACAAGGUUGUUGAGGAUCUCAAGGUUGAAGUGCAGAACCGUGUGACCAUUCUUGAGGAGGUCACUGCCCGCGCGACUGAAGCUGAAACGCGGGCAAGGGAGGCUGCUGAGGCCAGAGAUAGUUUGGUUACCUCUUUGGAUCAGCUUAAGGUAGACCAUGACUGGAUGCGUGAUCACGCUAUCGGGCAUGAGCGUGCACGGGAGGCGGGGUUCAAGGCUGGUUACAAGGAAUGCCUUAAUCAUGUGAACCCUUUCUACAAGAGCAAGUUUACUGAUGAGAGAUCUGAGUUCCAUGGUGUAGAUACUGAGGCUCGGUAUGUUGCAGCUGUUAACGCGUACAACAGCUUGUCCAUUUCCGCCAUUGAAGAUAUUGAGAAAUGCUUAGAGGCGGAAGAUUAUGUGGACUGCUUGCGGUUGUUGUAUGAUGAUCCUAAGGAGGAGGAGGAGGAGACCGCUGGUGGCGCAAAGGGUGAAGCGGGCACCAGUGGUACAAAAGAAGACUAGGUUGGCCUGCGUGCCCUUUUUUGACUUCCUCUUUGAUAUAAAUGUUGGGAUAAACUUAUGUAAAUUUCUUGU
Messenger RNA from Helianthus annuus (common sunflower), 4902 nucleotides. RefSeq lists its product as uncharacterized. Bases 3751 to 4830 code for a protein of 359 amino acids. Lineage: Eukaryota; Viridiplantae; Streptophyta; Magnoliopsida; Asterales; Asteraceae. The record is from RefSeq and is a predicted model, not a curated record. The transcript is spliced from 3 exons.